CACCCCCACAGUUACAAGAAAUAUAAUUUCAGUAGAAAAAAGGAAGAGGCGUAGCCUUUAAGUCUGCUCUCAAGCAUGAGUUAGUAUUUCUCUCUCUUUUUUUUCAGAAGCAACUGCUCAGAAGAAGAAGAACUUUAUUUAUCACAACAGGAAAGGGUCGUUGAGAAGAAACCACAAGGAUCACUUGAUGAGAUGCAUCCCAAAUGCUUGCUUUUGCUAUUUGGAGCUGAGCUGCUGUUCCUGGCAACAGCACUUUCUCUUGAAUGCACCAAGUACAAUGUAAAAACAUGUCAAGAAUGCAUCAGAUCUAGCCCUGGUUGUGCCUGGUGCAAAAAGCUGAAUUUCACAAAAGUAGGAGAACCAGAUUCUAUUCGCUGUGACACCAAGCAACAGCUUCAGCAGAAAGGAUGUGAAGGGAACAUUGUUUUUCCUGAAAGUGUUGCCAACCCUCAAAAUUCUGGUGCAUCAAGAGCGAAUCGAAACCUUUCUCCUGAACUGGUAGACGCAAGACUGAGAAAAGAUUUUACCGCUUCUUUUAAUGUGACAUUCCGUCGUGGGGAGGAUUAUGAAAUAGAUCUUUACUACUUGAUGGACCUCUCUUACUCGAUGGAUGAUGAUCUGACCUCUGUGAAGAAGCUAGGUGGGGAGCUGUUUGACGCUCUCAGACUCUUGACCAAAAAUGCUCGUGUCGGAUUUGGUGCCUUUGUGGAUAAGACGGUGCUGCCUUUUGUUAACACACACCCAGAGAAGCUGCAGAAUCCCUGUCCAGUCAAAGGAGUCAAGUGCCAACCACCAUUUGCUUUCAGACAUGUUCUUAGCCUCACAGAUGAUGUGCAGCGGUUUCACAAAGAAGUAGGAAAACAGAGUAUAUCUGGGAACCUGGAUGUACCAGAGGGAGGACUUGAUGCCAUGAUGCAAGUUGCUGUCUGUGGGGUAAGAUUUUAAAUUGGUUGGAAGAACUACACUCGACUGUUAGUAUAUGCGACAGAUGCUGGUUUCCAUUUUGCCGGAGAUGGUAAACUUGGAGCCAUCUUAACACCUUAUGAUGGGAAAUGCCAUUUGGAAGAAAACAUGUAUAAAAAGAGCAAUGAAUAUGACUAUCCAUCUGUUGGUCAGUUGGUACAGAAACUUAAAGAAAAUAAUAUCCAGCCCAUAUUUGCUGUUACCAGUGAUGUGGUUGAAACAUACAAAAAACUCAGUGAGAUGAUCCCAAAGUCUGCUGUAGGAGAGCUGAGGGCCAAUUCAGAUAACAUAAUCCAGCUUAUUCGGGAUGCUUAUAAUAAUUUGUCUUCCAAAAUUAUUUUGGAUCAUAGUCCUUUGCCAAGUUCUGUGAAGGUCACAUUUGAUUCCUUCUGCACUAACAAAAUAAAUACCAAGGAUCAGCCAAGAGGAGAAUGUGACAACGUAAUGAAAAAUGAUGAGGUCAUUUUUCAGGUGAAAAUUACGGCAACAGAGUGCAUUGAUAACCUGAACUUUACUAUCCAGGCUCUUGGUUUCUCAGACUCCUCCGCUGUCACUGUCCGUAUACGCAGUCGGUGCAACUGUGAAUGUGAUGAAAAAAUACCUGAUGGGACUGAGUGUAGUGGACAUGGAAAAAUAGACUGUGGUAUCUGCAGGUGCGAUUCCGGUUUUACUGGAAAGAAUUGUGAUUGUAAAACUGGAGGCAAAUCCAGUAAGGAACUGGAAAAGAGCUGCCGAAAAGACAAUGCCUCCGUCAUCUGCUCUGGCCUAGGGGACUGUGUAUGUGGACAGUGUGUUUGCCAUACCAGUGAUAUCCCCAAAAAGGAGAUUUAUGGCCCCUUCUGUGAGUGUGACAACGUUAACUGUGAACUUCACAAUGGCAAACUUUGUGGAGGAGAAGAACGAGGACGAUGCGACUGUGGAAAAUGCAAAUGCUCCACUGGCUUCGAUGGCAGCGCCUGCCAAUGCAUAUCUUCAACUGAAGGUUGUUCCCUGAACCGGGAUUCAAAUGUAUGCAGUCUCCGUGGGGAGUGUCAGUGCAAUACCUGCAACUGUGACCCUGGCUACCAGCCCCCAUUUUGCAAAGAUUGUCCUGGCUGUCCAUCACCCUGCCCCAAAUAUAUUUCCUGUGUUGAGUGCAAGGCUUUUGGGGGCGGCCCAUUUCAGAAGAAUUGCACUCAGCAGUGUCAAAAUAUUAUUGUGAAAGACGUAGUGGCACCCAAAAGUAAACAAUGCAAGGAGAAGGAUUCUCAAAAUUGUUGGAUCAGUUACACUAUGUCUCAAAUGGAUGGAAGGGAUCGGUAUGCUGUUACAGUGGAUCCUAAGAAAGAGUGUCCAGAGCCACCUAAUGUUGCGGCCAUUGUGGGAGGUACCAUUGCUGGUGUAGCUCUCAUUGGACUUCUCCUCCUCUUGCUUUGGCGGCUACUGACAGAACUGUUCGAUCGCAGAGAAUAUCACAGAUUUGAGAAAGAGAAAUCCAAGGCAAAGUGGAAUGAUGCUGAUAAUCCUCUAUUCAAGAGUGCCACCACCACUGUUGUGAAUCCCAGAUUCAAUGGCCAAUAAUGUGGAACUCCAGUGACAACACAAAGCACCAAGACGGGAGGAAGAACAGAGAUGAAGACAUGGGUUUUGUUCUCCAUAGUAGCCUCUGUUGUCAUUGGGUGUGCUUACACUGAUGAAUUAAUGGUUUGACACCAAUUUAACUGCUAUGGCGCAAUAUUAUGGAAUCAUAAUAGCUGUAGUUUUACAAGGUCCUUAGCCUUCACUGCCCAUAGGAGCUUAGUGCAUCACCAAAUGACAAAUUCAUUCUCAGUGGUUCUCAGCCUGGGGUCCCCAGAUGUUUUGGGCUUCAACUCCCAGAAAUCUUAACAGCUGGUAAACUGGCUGGGAUUUCUUGGAGUUGUAGGCCAAAAACACCAGGUUAAGAACCACUAGUGCAGAUGAACCCAUUAUCACACCAUUGCAAAAGUUAUAGCAAGUUAAACCUUGGUAUAACUUUUGCAAAUAUACUAUCACUUCACUGUUUAUUAAAGUUUGUACAGAUUGGAAACCUUUGCUGCAAAAUGUAACAAAAUAGUUAUCGUAACUUACAAUGAAUACAUAUACAAGAUUUAUUCUAAUUCGUAGUUUCACUUUCCAGAAACCCAACAUUAAACUCUUUUGCAUAGUGGGGGAAAUGGUUUUUUCUGGUUUGCACUUCAUUUUUUUCUUUUAAAAAAGUUUUUAUUAUUAUUGUCUAGUAUUACAUCCUCACUCAGAACAGCCCUAAAACAACCUAUCUAUGCCUAAAAUUCCCCCUAAAUUAAAAAGGUUUUCCUGCCCACUCCCUCUAUAUAAAAUAAAAAAUAUUAAUAAAACACAAUAAAAAUUAAAGUUAAAAGUUGCCUUCGCACUUACCAAUCUAACAGUAUUUCUAUAAAAAUUGCAAUCUAUUCACUAUGGGAAAAUAUUUAAAGUCUCAGUUUCUAUCAUAUUGUGACAGAGUUUUGUACUUAAUCAUGAAAUCUAACUAGCACUUUCGUAUCUUCUUUCUUUUCCAUAAAAGUCAUAAAUGAUUCCCAAUCUUUUGUCUAAUUUUCUAAAGGCUUUCUAUUAUCAUACUAAAGAAUUUGCUCAUUUCUGUCAUUUCAACCAUUUUACUAUAAAGUCUCUCAUGAGGAUAAAUCUGUGUUUUCUUCCAUUUUGGAUUAUAAAAUAUUAUUUCAGUUUAAAACCAUAUAAAUGACUGAUUUGAAAUUCACAUUUUUCAUUGGCAUAUUUGGUAAUCUAUUUAAGAAUAAAGACGAGUCUAACCCCAUUAAAAAAAUUCUUUAACAGACCUUCUAAUAUGUUUUUUCUUUUCCAGCUGUUCACAAUUCCAACAUACAUUUUUAGUGUCUUUAUACAUCUUAAACAAUUUAUUAGGAGUUAGAAGCCAUUUAUACAUCAUUUUAUAAAAAUUUUCUUUCAAGUAAAAGCUUAAAAUGUCUUUUAAUCCUUUAAAGGUAAAUGUUUUCCCCUGAUGUUAAGUCUAGUUGUGUCCGACUCUGAGGAUUAGUGCUCAUCUCCAUUUCUAAGCCGAAGAGCCAGUGUUGUCCGUAGACACCUCCAAGGUCAUAUGGCCAGCAUGACUGCAAGAAGCACCGUUACAUUCCUGCUAGAGCAGUACCUAUUGAUCUACUCACAUUUGCAUGUUUUCUAACUGCUAGGUUGGCAGAAGCUGGGACUAACAGCGGGAGCCCACCCUGCUGAAUCAUCAACCUUCCAGUCAGCAAGUUCAGCAGCUCAGCAGUUUAACCCACUGCGCCACCGGCGGUUAAUCCUUUAGGCCACACUUUUUCCAUUCUUCCAAUUCAUUAUUUUAGUCAAUGUUUGAGCCCAAUUGAUUAUGCAUUGCUCAACUUGUUCAUCUACGUUUUCAAUAAACGUUUAUACAUUUUCCCAAUGUGGUAUACAUUGUCUCUGUAUAAACUUAAUUCCAGCUUUUUUUGUUUUAUCUUUUUCAAAUUCAUUUCUUGUUUUCUUUCAUUUUUAUGUCAUGUAAUUUCCUUCUUCUGGUGGUUACUGUUGUGUUUUAAACCUAUGUUAUUCCUUUUUAAACAGAAUCAAGCCUUUAUAUAUAAUCUACUGUAAGUUAGGGUCAUUUAUAUGAAUGUUUUAAAAAAAUGUUUAUUCAGUGGAAAUCCAAAACAGAUUUUUAGGACCUUAUCUAACCAUGUAUUUAUUCCAAAUUCUUAAGAUGUUCCUUAUUAAAAUCUGCAUUUGCCUUGUCUUACUAGAGAUUUUCAGAUCACAGCCUUCCAACUGUAAUAGCUAAAUGAUUAUGGGGAGGUGGUGGGAAUGGGGAAAAAUACUUGUAUUUUGAUUGUGGAAUGUCAAAGAUUGUAUGUUUUUCUGUGUGUGUGUGUGUGUGUGUGUAUUCAUUCCACAAUAAAAGGAAAAAAAUAGCCUAUCAUUAUGUCAUUGAGAACUCAGCAGACCCCUGCCUUCAAAUUAAUCUGACCUGCAGCAGGCGGUUCCACAGGUCCCAAGACCCACAAUUGGAUGGAAUGGGGUGGGAACGUGAUUCAGUCUGCAGCCACUCAUCUCAAAUGCUUCUGAUCUCUUUCCUAACCCCAACCUUGUAACAAAUCCCCUAAUAAAAUGUUUCCUAACUUGCAACUUUA
Molecule: messenger RNA, 5105 nt
Organism: Anolis carolinensis (green anole)
Lineage: Eukaryota; Metazoa; Chordata; Lepidosauria; Squamata; Anolidae
Gene: itgb2
Product: integrin subunit beta 2
Exons: 16
Biological process (GO): integrin-mediated signaling pathway; cell migration; cell adhesion mediated by integrin
Cellular component (GO): integrin complex; focal adhesion; cell surface
Molecular function (GO): integrin binding; amyloid-beta binding
Source: RefSeq, a predicted model, not a curated record